Linum tenue is the source of this 2314-nucleotide messenger RNA. The record is from the annotation of a GenBank genome assembly. NCBI's taxonomy places the organism in Eukaryota, Viridiplantae, Streptophyta, Magnoliopsida, Malpighiales, Linaceae.
AAGACGAGUCACGCCUCCGUACCACGCGAGAAGCUCGAGCAAGGAAGCAACCCACCACGGUCCCUGGAGUUGGAGAUAUUUGCAGGGGCCGACGUUGACACGAGCUAAACCCAUGGCGGAAACGCUCAGACCUCGUCUCAUCACGCACCUCUCACACGCCACUUCUCUCUUCCAUUUAUACUCUCCUCCUCCCCAAUAAUCUCUCCCUCAAAAUCACUCACUCUCAUAGCCGGAGCUCCAAUCCGAUGGCGGCGGUGCUGCGGGCCCCUUCUCUGGCCGAAAGGCGAUUCGAAGCAGUGGGCUUCGGCGGGAGCUUGUCGCCGGCGAGGAUGAUCCGGCGGGGUCAAUUGAGAAGCAGGUCCGGUGGUUCGUCCCGCGGGAGAAUGGGGACUGUGAGGUGCUUCUCCUCUUCAUCGUCUUCUUCUUCUGCUGGUUCGAGCGGAGCCGUUUCCCCGAUGGAAUUCCUGGAGGAAGAGGACUUGGGGCAUGUGAUACGGUUCGAAAUGUCCGAUUUCAAGAUGCUCGAUCGGGUUAGCGCUGGCCUUGGCGGGCGGGGAGACGAAGUAGUAUUCGAAGCGGUGGUUGAUGAUGAGACGAGGUGAUCCUUUGUACAAUACGAGAGUUGUGCUGCGGCGGCUUACGAGUACACAAGCUCAAAGAAGGGGAAAGCGAGCAAUCGAGGUGUUGAAGAAGUUGGUUCGUCGGAGGCUCAUGUAUCAUUCGUAUUCAAUGCAAGUUCAUGGCUAUGUUUCCUCACAGACAAGCUCUGGCGAUGCCUCGUUUACUUUGGUCCAUGGGUACCAUGGAAGUUUCUCCUUGAGACAUUGGCUUAAUCAGUCAGAUUGGCUGCCAACUUUGGAAGCUACACUUGCAUUGGAUGAGGAAUCUGUCAGAAGGGUUGGAGAUGACACGGUUGGGGGGCCGACAGUCUCGAGGAAAUUACGAAUCAUCCGUGUCUUGAUGAGAGACCUUUUGAUUGGAGUAAACUACUUGCACAGUCAUGGACUUGCUCAUACAGAAUUGAGGCUGGAGAAUGUGCAUAUAAGCCCAGUGGAUAGACAUAUCAAAGUAAAUAUUAUUGGAUUCUGCUUGUCGACUAGAUUUGGUAGGCAUACUGGGUAAUGCUGCAGACUUCUAUGAGGAUGGUCAAAAUAAUACUACAUUGGACAACAACAUGGAUCGGCGACGGAUGAUGAUUGGCUUUGACAUGAGAUGCCUGGGAUUCAUGAUGGCAAAAAUGGUGUUACGAGAACUCAUGGAUCCACUGAUAUUUUCGAAGUUCAAAACCUUCCUCGUAAAGGGACAUGAUCCUUCCUGCUUGCGUGAAUUCAUGUUACAAACUCUUAAUAGGAGUAGUUCAUCUGGAAACGUCGGACUCCAAAUGCUCGACCGGAACUGGGGUGCAGGUUGGAACCUUCUGUCCUCGUUACUUGCAACUAAACCUUCCAAAAGAAUGAGCUGUCUGGAUGCUCUUAGGCAUCCAUUUCUGUGCGGACCCAGAUGGCGUAUUACUCCAUCCAUGGAUAUCAUUCGAUGGGGUCUCGGCUCAACUGCUGUGCGAAUUAUAGAGGAAUACAUUUAUAGUAGGCCUCAGCGAAACAGGAUUUCGUAUUUCAUUGAACUGAUGGAGAUGCUCAAUCCUAAUUCCAAGCCAAAGAACUGGUUCGAAUUGCUACCAGGAAAAUGGCGUCUAAUAUACUGCACAGGGAGGCAUGUGGGACUAACCCUUCGCCAGCCACCCGCGCGAGUGCUCAUAGGGAACGUCAGUCUAACAGUAUCCAAACUAUCAAAACAAAGCAGAGAUCUCUCAUUCACUUCUAGCGUUGACUUCACAGUCAUGACCGGUCAAGACUGGCCCCAUGAUAAGACCGGUGUGGACGGCCAGCUGCAAGUGAACUCUCCAUUCAAGCUAAUGUCAGGGAAACGGCUGUACCUCAAGGGAGAAAAGAACACAACCAGCGGGAGAUUCUCAUUCGGGGAAUCUACCGAUAUGGAUUCCCUGGCCCCCAAGUUACUAGCCGGGAGGUGGAGGAAGGCCAUGCCAUUUAAGGAGUUCCCAUCGAGCCUCCGUGUGGCGAAGCUUGCUUCGGGUGAGAAUGUCGACAUCACAAUGACGUUUGACGAUGGAGAGAAGGGUCGUGGAAAUGUGGUUCAGGCACGUGAUGCACUUCGGGAGGUCCGAAUCCAGUUGCCUCCAGAGAUGUUCGAUUUGUCGAGGAUUGUGUGUGGGACGUUUGUUGACGCUAGGCAUCUGGUGCUUCGUGGAGUGAAUGGGUCGGCUUUGUUGUUUGCUAGGUCUUGUUUGGAUCAGUAA